GUCCUCUGUCUUCACCAGCUGGGACAGUCACUGAAGAACUGCCUCGUAAUCAUCCACUUCCUGUCCUAAAAGAAUGGAUCCCCAGAGCAUGAGGGAAGACCUCCGUCUGUUUCAGAGCACUUUGCUGCAGGAUGGACUCAAAGAGCUUCUGAAUGAGAAUAAGUUAAUUGACUGUAUCCUGAAGGUUGGAGACAGAAGCAUCCCCUGCCAUCGGCUCAUUCUGGCAGCAUGUAGUCCUUAUUUCCGGGAGCUUUACUUCUCAGAGGAUGGCAACGAAGUAGACAAAACGGAGAUUGUUCUGGAGAACCUGGACCCCAAUGUUAUGGAGGUGAUUGUGAAUUACAUGUACUCAGCAGAGCUUGACAUCAACGACAACAACGUACAGGAUAUUUUGACUACUGCCGGUCGCUUUCAGAUCCCCUCAGUGUUCACAGUUUGUGUGAAUUACCUGCAGAAGAAGUUGUCGAAGAAAAACUGCCUUGCCAUCUACAGGCUGGGACUGAUGCUGAACUGCGCAAGACUGGCAAUAGCAGCUCGAGAUUACAUUGCAGAUCGGUUUGAAACCAUAGCCAAGGAUGAGGGUUUCUUAGACCUUGCUCCACCUGAACUCUUUGCUAUUAUUGGAGCGGAUGCACUGAAUGUAGAAAAAGAGGAAGUGGUAUUUGAGACCCUUAUGGAGUGGAUCAGGAGAGACAAAGAGAAGCGCAUGAAAUCCUUAGAAGAGGCUUUUGAGUGCGUUCGCUUCCGUUUGCUCCCAGAGAAGUACUUCAAGGAAAAGGUAGAGAAAGACGACAUCAUCAAGGCUGAUCCUGAACUUCUCAAGAAACUAAAGGUCAUCAAGGAAGCCUUUGCAGGGAAGCUGCCAGAGAGGCAAAAGGGACAAGAUGAUGAGGAAGGAGAGGAGGGCAAGUUGCCUGGCUACCUUAAUGAUAACCGCAGAUAUGGCAUGUAUGCCAAAGACAUGGUGUUGAUGAUCAGUGACACUGCUGCCGUGGCCUAUGAUAGCAAGGAGAACGAAUGUUUCCUUGCUGCGAUGGCUGAGCAGAUCCCCCGAAACCAUGUCAGUCUGAUAUCAAAGAAGAACAAUCUGUUUGUGUUGGGAGGACUCUUUGUUGAUGAAGAGGACAAAGAAAACCCGUUGCAAUGUUACUUCUACCAGUUGGACAGUCUUGCGGCUGAAUGGAUUGCUCUGCCACCGAUGCCCUCCCCCAGGUGUCUCUUCGCUAUGGGGGAAUUUGAAAAUCUGAUUUUUGCUGUAGCAGGAAAGGAUUUACAGUCCGAUGAGUCACAUGACACUGUUAUGUGCUAUGACACUGAAAAAAUGAAGUGGACUGAGACAAAAAAGUUGCCCUUGAAAAUCCACGGCCACUGUGUGGUCUCUGAGAAUGGGCUGGUGUACUGUAUUGGAGGCAAAACAGAUGACAAUAAAGCAACCAACAAGAUGUUUGCAUACAACCACAAGAAGUCAGAGUGGAAGGAGGUGGCUUCCAUGAAGACACCCAGAUCAAUGUUUGGAGCAGUCGUCCAUAAAGGGAGGAUUAUUGUGGCUGGAGGAGUCAAUGAAGAAGGCCUCACAGCUGCAUGUGAAGCCUAUGACUUUGGAACCAACAAGUGGUCACCCUUCACAGAGUUUCCCCAGGAGAGGAGUUCGGUCAACCUGGUCAGCUGUGGUGGGCUGCUGUACGCUGUAGGAGGCUUCGCCAUGGUGGAGAACGAUAACAAAGAGUGUGCGCCCAGUGAAAUCAUUGACAUUUGGCAGUAUGAAGAUGGCAAGAAACAGUGGACUGGUAUGAUCAGAGAGAUGCGUUAUGCAGCUGGAGCCUCCUGUGUGUCCAUGCGUCUGAACACAGCCAGAAUGCCCAAACUGUAACAACAGUUCAGGGACAUUCAGUUUGCUACUGUAGGAGGGUUAUUAUUAACGUGCUCUUAUUUAGUGGUUCAUUGUUGUCAUUUAUCAAUUUAACAUAUCAGACACGACUUUGCCUAUACUGAGUUUUUUUUUUAAUGAAAUUUAUCAUGAUGUUAAAUAUUUAACAUUGAACAGUUACUGUUAUUUGGACCAGAAAUUGUUUCUUCAGAUUGUACUCAUUACAUAACAUUAUUUCAGCCAACUUGUAAUGGUUCUGAUAGAAAUAAAUAUUUUCUUCUGCCAAUCUGGAAAUGUUCCUAUUUCAUACAGCAAGAAUGUGUAGUUUGUUACUCUUCAGUGUUACAAUAUCAUCACCCACAGAUUCACUGUGUUUGACAUUUUAGAUUGGUUUUUGUUUUUCGAAGCAACGCUUGGAGUAC
This is a messenger RNA of Xiphias gladius (swordfish), 2289 nucleotides long. RefSeq names its product kelch-like family member 41a (gene klhl41a). The transcript is spliced from 6 exons. Gene Ontology annotation, molecular function: protein binding. The record is from RefSeq and is a predicted model, not a curated record. Bases 74 to 1870 code for a protein of 598 amino acids. NCBI's taxonomy places the organism in Eukaryota, Metazoa, Chordata, Actinopteri, Istiophoriformes, Xiphiidae.